Molecule: messenger RNA, 678 nt
Organism: Acanthosepion pharaonis
Lineage: Eukaryota; Metazoa; Mollusca; Cephalopoda; Sepiida; Sepiidae
Source: the annotation of a GenBank genome assembly
AUGAAAAGAUUUGAAACUAUUUCGAUUUCACUAAAACAACCGUUAAUCACUUUUUCUUUCUUUCUUUCUUUCUUUUUCAUUUUUUCUUCUUUCUUUCUUUCUUUUUCAUUUUUUCUUCUUUCUUUCUUUCUUUUUCAUUUUUUCUUUCUUUCUUUCUUUCUUUUUCAUUUUUUCUUCUUUCUUUCUUUCUUUUUCAUUUUUUCUUCUUUCUUUCUUUCUUUUUCAUUUUUUCUUCUUUCUUUCUUUCAUCUAAUUUCUUACUGUAACCAACUUGUAUUGGCAGGAGACGUUAAACACUUCUAUGUUAUCUUCUUUCUUUCUCUCUCUCUCUCUCUCUCUCUCUCUCUUUCUUUCUUUCUUUUUUCUUUCGUUCUUCCUUCCUUCCUUACUUCCUUCCCCAUCCAUCCUUCCUUCCGAUCCUUCCUUCCUUCCUUCCUUCCUUCCUUCCUUCCUUCCUUCCUUCCUUCCUUCCUUCCUUCCUUCCUUCCUUCCUUUUUCUCACUGAAACUAAUGUCUUCUCCUCUCCUUCCACGCGAUAAAAAACGGAAUAGUCCAUUAUCUAUGAGGUAUUGGCAGGAGACGUUAAACACUUCUAUGAUAUCUUCUUUCUUUCUUUCUUUCUUUCUUUCUUUCUUUCUUUCUUUCUUUCUUUCUUUCUUUCUUUCUUUUUCUCACUGA